Helianthus annuus (common sunflower) is the source of this 3479-nucleotide messenger RNA. RefSeq lists its product as uncharacterized. The coding region runs from base 112 to 3201 and encodes 1029 amino acids. The record is from RefSeq and is a predicted model, not a curated record. The transcript is spliced from 15 exons. Lineage: Eukaryota; Viridiplantae; Streptophyta; Magnoliopsida; Asterales; Asteraceae.
UUUUUUAAAAAUGACAUUUUCCCGCACAAAAGAAAUUUGAACACUCCACAUACGCACUCAACAACCCUAGCUAUCCAAUCUUCUUAAUUAUUUCCCCACCGGAGAAGACAAAUGACGUCACCGGUGGCCGCAGAAGACCACUCCAACACCAAAACCGACGAAGCAACAACGGCCUUUCAUAGAAAACGAUCCCGGCGCGUCAGCUUUGCUGAGAACACUUUCGUUCACAUAUUUAACCGUGACGAAGACCUCGAAACCCCCAAGCUUCCCGAUCCCCCUACCUCACCAUCACACAAUAAUAAUGAUGAUGAUGAUGAGGAGGAGGAUGAGUUCGAACCGAUUAUUCGGGUGGUUGCGUCUCCAUCCUCCGCUGGAAGCUCCAUUUCUGCUACCUCCAAUGAUGAAGAUAAUUUUUUUGGUCCUGUAUCAACAAAUUUUAUUAGACGAGAUUUACUAGACUCUGCUGGUUCAGAUGAAAACCACGAUCAAACCAUGGACUCAACUGCAUUUUCAAUGCAUUACCAUAGCCUUGCCAGAUCAGAUUCAGGUGACAUGAAAACUUCCACACGGGUUCACCUUUUCGAGGAGAAAACCCCUACUCUAAGUUCCGUUCCUUCCGAUAAUACAAGAAACUCCAUGCAACUGACACUAGUGAACAAGCCGGAUUUCCACCCCAAUAUCUCUACUUCUAAUACAAGCGCAGGUUCUCCAUCGAAUGACAUGAGUCUUGUUGGACACUAUCAUGAUAAGUAUGACUAUGGGAACUUAUUGCCUGUUAUGGACCCGCUCAUGACAGAGGACAAUAACGAUAUGCAUGUGGUCUCCAAUAUUUCGGUGCUAAAGUCACCGAUAAAAGAUGGAAAGCAAAAUGAGAACGGGUCUGAUUUUAUGGAUUUUAGUUAUAAUCAAGAUAAUGAAAGGUCAGGAUUUAUCAGUCAUGAGGAGCAUAACGAAGUUGUUUCUGAUAAACGUGAUGAGAUGGCUUCCAAACCACUAACCCCUAAUCAGUCUAUCAGGGGCGCUCUUACUGUUAAAACAAACGAUCCCGUCAAAGAUGCAUAUGGAAUCAUCUCCAGCACGGAAUUCUUGGCAACUAAUCAAGGCACUCCUUCAAAUCAUAUUAAUAUGGCUCAUCAUAUAAAUGAUGUAACAGAAAAGGAAAAAAAAUCUCCUUUAGUAGGUUCAAUAACCUAUUUAACAAACACGCCAAAUCACAAGCUUUCAAAUGGCGUUGGCUUAUUUAAAUCUCCAGGAACCGUGACUCCUUCAAAUAAUCAAACAAGUGUUACUCGAAGAGCUAGUGUUUCAUCUUUACAAAAAAGCAUCUCUAAACUUAGACUUCUAGAAGCCUCUCCCUUUUCGGCUGUGUUGAAUGCUAAACUUGAAGAUUCAAACUCUAGAUCGUUAAUUGGUCUCUCUAAGAUGACUCCUUUCGGUAAUCUGUUAGAGAAAGAUGAUGCAACUACAAACCCUGAGGAUAAUAAGACCGUAAAUCAUGAGGAAAGUUUGCCUGAAGUUGCAUCACAAUUGGUUUUAUCGUCUGAAGACGCAUGCUCUGGAGAACACAUGCAGCAAAAUCUUUUAAAGGCUGCAGAUAUAGAAGAAAUGAUGUGUGACAGGAAAGGUUUUAUGUAUGAUGUUCACAAUAAUUCAGAAACAAGGGGGGAGUUAACAAACUUAUCAAAAGAUAUACAACAUGAUAACAUUCAAUCAGUUAUAAGAGAAAGUGAUGUCUCUAUGGAACAAACAAACGAUUCUCUUGUAUCAAAUGGCGAUGAAAAAUCUUGUCAUAAGAAUGUGGAAGAUCAGUUUGGUACAAGUCCCUGCGUAUUGAACGACAACGCUGAUUCUUUACAUGCAGAAAAUGUACAGUCUGACGUAAGCUCAGCUGAGCGUAAAAGAAAAGCUGAACACGAGACUGUCGUAAAAACUGCUAAAGUCAAACUGGGUUCAAAUUCUCAUCUUGAACUCCCAAGUGACAGUGAAAUGUCAACUAUCGGUCCUAAUUUGGAACAUUUGGCUAAGAUUCAUACAAAAUUCUUUAGAGAGACAAAUCUUCUUUCACAUUCAGUUGAUAAGAUGAAUUUGCAUGCGAUUGAUCGUAUGGUUGAUAUUCUCGGGCCGCUACAGAGAUCAAAGACAUAUCAACUUCUUUCUAGUGACAUGCAUUCUAAAGAUAAAAGAGCAGCAGAAACACGAUUAAUAUUGUGCAAAUUUGUGCACGAGCAAGCAAAGUUGCAGCUAAUGCAUGUGAAACGAGAGAGGUUACUGAAAAAUAUGCAUUCACUCGCCUCGGCAAUUCAAGAGUCUGAAACAUUAAAGUUGAACCAUUCUCUACGAGAUUCACAACAUGUUCAAAGUAUUAAUCAUCGGCCCUUAUCAGACAAUAAUAUGGACAUUCAAGAGUGCCAAGUAGACAAUGACACGUUGACUUCAAUGAGGCAAGCAGAAGAGGAAAUCGAUAAAAAAAUUUCCAACUUAAUGUGUAAGAUGAAAGGAGAACCCAAUACUGCUGACACUAUUGCAUUUGCUAAUAACCAUUUGGUGAAAAAAGCACAUUGUCAGAUCAUACGAAAGGAAAUGCAGCUUUGGGUUCUAGACGAUCUGAAGAAUAGCAAAGAUCAUCAUGAUGUUGUUCUUAACUACCUUGGCCUAUUGUCUCAAAGGCUGACGGUUACUUCCGGUGUACUCGCAUGCAGUUCCAUUUCUCAUACAUUAAAUCAAAGGAAUAUACAAAAGAAUUUUAAAGAUAUGGAUGCUUCAACUGCGUUCGGGUUUGUCUUUGAUGCUGGCUUUUUACAGAAGCAUGUCGGUGCUACAAGCUUGGCGCAAGCAACACAAAUGACGACUUCUCGUUUGGGCAAUUUGGUGGAUGUGAUGGAGGAGAUACAACUUGCAAGUAUAGAGCUAAAGAAUCUGAUUCAUGCAAAAUUUCACACAUCCUUAGAUGAACGCCUUGAUCUGGAGCUCUAUUUCUUUGAUUCAAACAGCCGAAAAAAGGCAACAGUAACUCUAAACACUUCAUGUCUUAAAAGGGGUAUCUACCCAUCGGAGAUUGCUGUAUGCCAGAUUGAUUCAUCUCAUGAAAAACUCUCAGCUGAGAUUGCCGGAGCAGUUCAAGAUCUCAAAGUGGGAUUUUUUAGGAUUUUACGGUUAUGUAGGCGCAUAUCGCAGUUAGUUAGCGUUCAAGGUAAAAGCUAGACAGUAGCAUGAGAAAUGUUAAACAUGUAAUGAAGAAAAAUAUAUACUAAAAAUCAUUGGCAAACACUUUUUGAGUGUAUAAAAUAUAAAGAAAUGUAUGAAUAGCAGCUAAAGAAUCGUUGCACCCAAUCGAUGGACAAUCAGAAAAUCGCUCGUACAAGCGGGUUUCGGUUUCUUGUUUUUCAAGAAAGGUUAGUUCAUUGAAAUUUCGUCUUGAAGUGUAGACAAAUUUGGCGUGCUUAACAGUAUGUUGGAUACAGUUAAUUCUACCAACACUA